AAUUGAACUGGUGCCGUUUAUGCUAUGGAAAUUCUCCAUUAAACUCGACCAGUGGACAUAACCAAGCUGAUUUCUUGGCAAUUACAAUUCUUUAAAUAGAAAUAACUAACAUUAUUUUUCUCUCUUAUGCUUACUGUCAUUUUAGCGACCCUUCGGUAAACGAAGUCACAUUUUGUCUACUUAUUUCCUACAUAUACAAAAUCAAUAGAUAUGCCCUUUCACCUUUGUAUCUUUUUUUUUUUUUCAUUAUAUGAUCAAUGCUGUUGUUCAAACGUUUAUCAAUCAGAAGGUUAUCUCUAUACCUAUUGUUACUCGUGGUGGUUGCAUAUGGAGCUUUUCAGGCUGUUAUAUCAAACCGAGCUCCAGAAAAUAUUUUAAAAGAUAUCAUAAAAGAUCAAUGUGGACAGUCUGAUAUUGAAUGUGUAUGUGAUAAAUAUUUGAGGCAUUUGCUUGAAUAUGAACCCAAUGGAAAUGAAACAACCCAUAAAUGUGCUUCUAAGAAAGAAAUAACAAAGCUUGUACAAAGCCUAAGGAUAUUUGGAAAUUGUAUUCUUGAAAGGAAUUUGCUUGUUGAUUCAGACUAUAUUACAAAGGUGGAGCAUAAACUUCUACCUAUGUUCACACAAAAACCGGCAACCUUUGUACGAUGGAAUGGAGACGUUAUCAAAAAGUCCAACCUAGCAUCUGGUGAUAAGGUAAAUACAUUUCUGUAUUGGUCCAACGAAUCACGAACUAUGAGCAGCAGUGGGAUUGUGAUUAGUGUAAGCGAAGGUCAAGUUGAAGACAUGAUGCGACUAAUAAGGGUUUUAAGAUAUUUGGAAAACCAGCUACCUAUUCAAAUAGUCCAUAGACGAGAUAUCACUAAAGUAUCUCAAGAUCGAAUCAUUCUGGAAGCAAGAGACAAUCUAAGUUUAGUUGAUAAAAAUAAUAAUAUUUCUAUCAAGAUUAAUAAUUUCCAACAAGAUGUUUGGUUUGUAGAUGCUUUUGAAUGUAUUGAACCAAUGUAUCAAAAUGAAUUUAAGAGGUAUUCCAAUAAAUGGAUAGCGGUAUUGUUUAACUCAUUCAAAGAAAUGAUCUUACUUGACGCUGAUUCCGUACCAUUUAUAAAUCUUCAAGAAUUUCUCAAGAUGGAAAAGUAUACAAAGACAGGAGCUUUGUUUUUCAAGGAUAGAGCUUUGACCGAGACGUUAUGGUCGUCUCAAAUAUCAUUCUAUAAGAAUUUAAUUCCCACUGAUAUUGAAAAGAAUAAUGGUGGACUCAAUUUAUCCAUCAUUGGAAUUGAAAAGAUCAAGAAUAAUACAUUUUUUGACUUAAACAGAAGACAUAUGAUGGAAAGCGGAUUAGUUGUGAUGAAUCGAGCUCAACAUUUACCAGGACUUCUAAUGGCAACUCGGUUACAAUUAUGGAAUACAAUGGGGGAACCGGUACAUGGUGAUAAGGAGUUAUUUUGGUUGGGACAAUUAAUUUCUGGGAAUGAUAAUUAUGAAUUUAUUGAUAAGUAUGCUGGAAGCAUUGGAGAAAUUAAGCCCAAUGCAUCAUUUCAAAAAAGAACUAUAUGCUCUGUUCAAGUUGGACAUUUUGAUGAAAAUAAUGAAUUGUUGUGGAUCAAUGGUGGGUUAAAAGUAUGUAAGAAGAAUUCAGCUAGUUAUGAUUAUGACAAAGUAAAAGAGCUAAGGAAAAAUUUCGAUUCUGUUGAUUCCUUGCAAAAAUACUAUUCUAAGCCAAUGAAUAUUGAUGGAGCUAUAAUUCUUUCUCAUAAGAAAGAAUCAUUACUUGGUAAAUUCAAACAAGACAGUCGUUGGCUGAAUAAUAAAAAUAUGGGGUGUGAUAAUUACUUUUGGUGUGCCAGUCUAAAUGGGAUAAAUGACAUUGGAGACGAAUUAAUAGUGUUUAAUAAAACUUAUACUGAGUAUAUACGCAAUAUUACCUCUAUAUGGGUAAACUGAUUUAUAGAGAAAAUACAAAUGAAAGUAGAACUGAAGAAGAUAAUACUACUUAGCGUAUUUAAAUAGCAU
This is a messenger RNA of Scheffersomyces amazonensis, 2015 nucleotides long. Its product is annotated as alpha-mannosyltransferase. The record is from RefSeq and is a predicted model, not a curated record. Bases 258 to 1946 code for a protein of 562 amino acids. Gene Ontology annotation, biological process: protein O-linked glycosylation. Gene Ontology annotation, molecular function: alpha-1,3-mannosyltransferase activity. The transcript has a single exon. NCBI's taxonomy places the organism in Eukaryota, Fungi, Ascomycota, Pichiomycetes, Serinales, Debaryomycetaceae. Gene Ontology annotation, cellular component: Golgi apparatus.